GGGGGGGGCGAGUGCGUGCUCCCCGACCAGACCAGGCCAGCGCCAGCGCGAGUGGCGAUGCUGCGCGCCCGCGCCCGAUCUGCUGCCGCUGCCGCUGCGGCUGGGAUCUGACUGUGACCAAGGAUGUCGGCGUCGCAGGGCGCGGCGGCGAGCGGGAGGCGGCCCGGGAGCGUGGCGCUCGGGGACCUGCUGCGGCGGGAGGCAUCGGCGGAGCGGUCCGCGGCGGCGGGAGCCGAGCAGCCCCGGGUCGCGGCGGGGCAGGCCGGUCGGGCCAAGAAGGGCGAGGACUUCGCGCUCCUCAAGCCCGGCUGCGAGCGCCAACCCGGCGCGCCGUCCACAUCCUUCUCCUCCUUCGCCCUGUUCGACGGACACAACGGGAGCGCUGCCGCGGUCUACGCCAAGGAGAACCUCCUCACCAAUGUGCUCAGCUGCGUCCCUGCCGAUCUGAGCAGGGACGAGUGGCUCGCCGCGCUCCCAAGGGCGCUCGUCGCCGGAUUCGUCAAGACUGAUAAGGAUUUCCAAACAAGAGCUCAUUCCUCGGGGACAACCGUGACCCUAGUCAUAAUUGAUGGGACCGUUGUAACUGUUGCCUCAGUUGGCGAUUCACGUUGUGUCCUUGAAGCCGAGGGUUCCAUCUACUAUUUGUCAGCUGACCACCGUUUUGAUGCUAGUGAAGAGGAGGUUGCACGUGUAACGGAAUGUGGAGGUGAAGUUGGAAGGCUAAAUGUUGUCGGUGGAGCUGAGAUUGGCCCCCUUAGAUGUUGGCCAGGUGGUUUAUGUCUAUCAAGAUCGAUCGGUGAUCAGGAUGUAGGUGAAUUUAUCAUCCCUGUCCCCCAUGUGAAGCAGAUUAAGCUGUCUAGUGCUGGAGGUCGGCUUAUUAUUUCAAGUGACGGUGUUUGGGAUGCUUUGACUGCGGAAAUGGCUUUUAGUUGUGCACGAGGACUUCCUCCAGAGGCUGCAGCGGAUCAAAUUGUCAAAGAAGCUGUGGAAUCAAAAGGAUUGAGAGAUGAUACAACUUGUAUUGUCAUUGACAUAAUACCACCAGAAAAACUAAAAUGCACUAUAGAAUCUCCAAGAACGCCAGGAAAAGGCCUUGGCCUUCUUAAAAAUUUCUUUUUCAGGAAAAUGACAUCUGACUCAUUAUCUCUUCCUGAUAAGGAAAAUUGCUCUGAGCCAGGUUUGGUGGAGGAGGUCUAUGAGGACGGAUGCCCGUCCCUUUCAAGGAGGCUAGAUUCUGAGUAUCCAAUCCGGAAUAUGUUCAAACUCUUUGCAUGUGCAAUUUGUCAAAUUGAGUUAGAGUCUGGUCAGGGGAUAUCCAUACACGAGGGUGUGUCAAAACCAGGAAAGCUGCGUCCCUGGGAUGGUCCUUUCCUUUGUCACAGUUGCCAGGAGAAGAAAGAGGCAAUGGAGGGAAAGCGUCACUCACGAGAUUCCUCGUCAAGAAAUAGCGGGUCAAGCGAAUAGUGACCAAGGCCAAGAGUCAUUUUGAAGCAACCAACUAACGUCCCUCAGGGUUAAUGCGUUUCUGGCAUUUGGGAUUCUUGCAGAACUUCUUGGUUACAUGGAUUAUCAUGCAAUUGGAUGGGAUCUAUAACAUGGAAUAAGCCAGCUGUUGGCAGGUGCCUAUGCCUAUGUUUAUGUUGAAGAGGUUAUACAGUACCGAAGUGUAGGAAGCAAUUCGCCUAUUGAUACCAACAUCUUCAGUGGGGCUUCUGGCAGUGGAACAUACAGACCAAGAGCUCGUUAGUAAAAGAUUGUCCACAACCGGCAAUAAGCAUAUAAAUUAUUCGUCGUAUAGAGGUGUGACAAAUAGCCGCGACUUUGUAAUUGUCGACUAGGGCUAGGUAUGAGAUCCUAUAAUUCGUUAGGGCAGACCUCAAAUUAAAGGUCAAAGUAGCCCGGUAACUUGUAGAAUCUCGCCCUAUCUUCUCAUGAUCCAACUCUGUAAUUAGCAUUUAAGGUGAUUUUUGCAAACCGCUAUGAUCCUGGGCAAUGCAGCUUUUGACGAGUGUAUAAUGUAAAUAUGCAUGGUGCUUGGGAAUUUUUGCUUUGUGCCGCCUUGCA
This is a messenger RNA of Phragmites australis (common reed), 2064 nucleotides long. RefSeq names its product probable protein phosphatase 2C 40. Gene Ontology annotation, biological process: protein dephosphorylation. The transcript has 9 exons. The record is from RefSeq and is a predicted model, not a curated record. Gene Ontology annotation, molecular function: protein serine/threonine phosphatase activity. NCBI's taxonomy places the organism in Eukaryota, Viridiplantae, Streptophyta, Magnoliopsida, Poales, Poaceae. Bases 124 to 1464 code for a protein of 446 amino acids.